GCUGUCUUCUCCAACUGUGCGUUUGCGGUGGACGUGACGCUCAGGCAGAGGUGGGCAGACAGACGGGAUCUCCCUGUUUCCAUCUGCAGUCAUCCUCCCACCUCCAUUAGCUGCCCAGACUGACCUGCAGCGACAAGCGAGCACACCAUGUAUCUCUGCAGAAUCGCCUGGCACAACCUAGUGCCCUUGGCAAGGAUCCCGCCCCCCUCCUUAUUAAUCAGGAACGUGUACAGAAAUGCAUCCAUUCGCCAGAUGUCUUCUCAUGGUCCUCCAGGAUCAUCAAGUGAGAGCAUGCUGUACACACUAAUGGUCGGUGCUGUGAUUGCAGGAUCAAGUGUUUAUACAUAUAAAGUUCUCCACAAGGACAAAGCCAGGUACAAUGAGAGAGUUGCGGAGAUAAUGGGACGCCCAAAGGGUGAAUGGACAGCAAAGGAAUGGCAACCAAAGCAGAAAAAUGAAUCGGAUGAAGUCCAGUCUCCUGACGUUGUUGCAACUAGCGAAGAGGCCUCGGAGUCAGCAACAGAAGAGGUCAAAAUCCCUGUAGCUGCAAGUAUUGAGCAAGCUGAAAAUCCUGCAUUGGUUGUAGAACCCAGUGAGAGUCCAUUGGAAGGCGAGGUUGCUGCGGAAGAGGCACUGAUGGAAGUUCUGACCCCGCCUGCUUCAGUCAAAGAACCAGAUGAUGUCCAGUCUCUUGAGGUGGUUGGAGCUUCUGAAGAGGCCACAGCAUCAGGAACGGAAGAAGCCAAAGUCCCCACAGCAGACAGCAUCGAGCAACCUAAUAGCCCUUCAACAAUUGUAGAACCCACAGAGAUCCGACUGGAGCAGGAGACCAACACAUCAGCUGCAGACCAAAAGGAUGAGUUACAAUCUAAUCAAAUCAAAGGUUAAACAAUCCUUCUUGGAAUGAAUUUUAUAACUAAGUUGAAGUAAAUGGUGAUCCUGGGUUAUUUAAAUAUCCAUCUCACUUCGUCCUCACUCCUUCUGACUUUACAGCUCAUUUGUUCUCCCUCAACGUUUUCCUCCAUAUAAAUACUCCUUUCCCUGGCUACUCCUUUGACCUUAUCUUCACACAUAGUCUAUCCAUUCUCCUCAUCUGAAUCACAUGCAUGACUGCCUCUCUACAGUUUCCUUUAAUCCUGCGACUCCUCGCAGUCCCCCUUCUAACCCCAAUGUUUGUCUUUGGACACUUUUACAAGUCACAGCCAGAUUCAUUUUCAAAUAUCAGCCAUUGAGCAUUUAGCCUUCCAUCUUCCAGAGCACUUCUGCAGCUUUCAAAUUGCCCAGCAAGCCUUCAUCUCAGUUUUUGGAGCUGUAGUUCAUGCCAAAUCAUGCAUUCCCUCCUACAUUGGUUGUUUCCUUUAGUAGCCCUUAUCUUCACUUCCUUAAGUUCAAGGGGUGCAGAUUUGAGUGCACAUGAUACGAUAGAAGGGUCAGCUAUUUAUCACAGCUAUUAGUUAUUUAGCUCUUUGCCAAAACUCUGCAAGGCUCCAACAACAAGGUAUUUAAGUAUUACCUUUCAGUUGAAAAGAUUCCAAGGAGAUACAGUGUUACCAAACAAAAUUUCUCACUGAACCACACCAGGAGAUAUGGGGCAGAUGACCAAACUUUGGUUCGAAAAUAGUUAAAUGUCUUAAAGUCCAAAGUUGUGCAGGUUAGGUGGGUUAGCCAUAGGAAAUACAGGGUUACAGGGAGAGGGUAGUGGGGGUGAGAUGUUCUUCAGAGGAGUGCUGUGGACUUGAUGGGCCAAAUGGCCUGUGUCCAUACUGUAUGAAUUCUAUGGUUCAAGGGGAAACAACAGAGUUUGGAGAGGCUAAGGAAAGCUUGAAGUAGAGAGCAGCAGAUGUUUUGGAGAAUGUUUGAGCAGGUGGAGAUUAUUAAUGAUUAGUGGGGGAGGGGGAGGAGAGGUGGAGCUCCCUGCCACUAACUCUAUUUCCUUCCUUAAAACCCUCUUUAAAAUGUUUUUCUUUGAUGGAGCUUUCUCACAUAUCCUAAUAAUGCCUUCUUUAGCUUGAUGUCAGCUUUUGACUUCUUAUUUUACUGUGAAAUAUUGUGGUUAUCCUAAUCUGCAGCUGCUAUAUAUAUAUAUAUUCACAUUGUUGUAUCCUAUAUCAUAGUUUGCAACUGCUAUUCAUCAAAGAAAAGCCUUCUCAUAGAAUAUCUGAUAAGCGCGAGGUGGGAUAAUCUGACCACCUUAGUCGAAAACAUUGACUGAAAAAGUUGAACAAUGCUCAAAGUCACCAGGAGUCCAAGUGUGAUUGUAUUGUAAAGAAUUGUAAACAACCAGAAUGGUCUGAGGAUGUUUAUUCCAGUUUUAAUGGGACACAUUUAUUAUUGGGCUCAUUGGGAGCUUCUUCUGCUAUGAUGAACAAACAUAAUAUAUAAUUCUAAAUUAUGUAUCUUAAUAAGUAUCAGAUUUACUAUAUUAAACUCUUAGUUCUACUGCCUCAUA
This is a messenger RNA of Chiloscyllium plagiosum (whitespotted bambooshark), 2449 nucleotides long. Lineage: Eukaryota; Metazoa; Chordata; Chondrichthyes; Orectolobiformes; Hemiscylliidae. The record is from RefSeq and is a predicted model, not a curated record.